AUGGGGAUUGAGGAUGUUUAUCAUGAGAUAAGUCACCUCCAGGUACUGCGUCGGCCACCACCGCUCAAAUCUGACCCGGCGCGAAGAAAUCAGAGCAAGUAUUACAAAUUUCACGGUGAGAGUGGACAUACGACUGUCGGAUGCUUUGAUCUAAAGGACAAGGUUGAAAGAUUGAUCCGUGAGGGGAGGCUCAAUGAAUACAGGGCUGACCGACGGAGCAACAACAAUCGGCGAAACAACAACCGACGGGAAGAUCAAAGACAAGAUAAUCCACCUGAACCUGUCGGUGUGAUAAGAACAAUCUUUGGAGGGCCAUAUAUCGGCGGUACUUCUCACCGCUCACAAAAGGAGUACGCUAGAGAAUCGAAGGAAAAAUUUAACCGGAGAGUCAUGAGUGUGUCCGGUCAAGAGGUCAAGGCCGCGAGAUAUGAAGAGGCUGAAAUAACGUUUUUAGAGGCAGACGCUAAUGAUGUGCAUUUCCCCCAGAAUGACGCUCUCGUUGUUGAUGCCAUGAUUGGUAACCACACGGUUUGCCGCAUCCUAGUUGACAACGGUAGUUUGGUAGACAUUCUGUGCGUCGAUUACCUAGAAAAGAUAGGGGAUUCCCCGAACGAGGUUGCAAAGUAA
This is a messenger RNA of Morus notabilis, 627 nucleotides long. RefSeq lists its product as uncharacterized. The transcript has a single exon. The record is from RefSeq and is a predicted model, not a curated record. The coding region runs from base 1 to 627 and encodes 208 amino acids. Lineage: Eukaryota; Viridiplantae; Streptophyta; Magnoliopsida; Rosales; Moraceae.